CUCUCCAUUCAAAAUGGUUUUUCCAAUGUGCAAAUUUCUUGUUUUAUUAGUUUUCUUUGUGGUUUUUCCACCUUCACUUGGUGCUCCUGAGAAUCCCUUCACCAUGCCUCACUUUGGCUCAAAUUCAAGGCCUGGAAACUUCUUUAAUCCAACACAAAUUCAUUGUCAUGUUUGUAACCGUAUACUCUUUGGAACUCAAGAAGUCAAUGGUGAGACCUGUGUGAUACAAGAUGAGACUGCAAAUUUAACCUACACAAAUCGAAGAGAUCCUUUCAAUCCCUUACAUCGCUCCAACCAGCUUUCUUUGCAUGCUUCUCCUUCUACAUCCCAUCCACCUAAUCAAACCCAUUAUUCCAAUGUUAAUCGCCUAGCGCCUCAAAGAAACCUUGCUUCAACACUUAACCAGCCCUUGAUAUCUUUUCAAAACCAACUGCGUCAAGAGAUUAUACGCAGGAUCAUUGGUACUACUAGGCAACCCAUAGCUCAACCUCCUAUGCAAAUGGUAAAUACUAGAGCCAUCCAGCCUUUCUUCUCUUUUCCAGAUCCACAGGACCCCUUGGUUAGAGCCAUUAAUGCACGCUUGCAGCAACAACAGCAGCAAGUUCGACCUCGUAGGCGAAGGGUACGUAGAGAAAAUAGGGUGCAUCCUAAUGCUCUUGUACGUCAUCCAGUGGCUCAAAUUGCCCCAGAUGUGAUUGAUAUACAGCAUGAUGAAUAUGACGGUAGUGACAACUCCAUUAGUAUGAUUAAUGUGGACUUGAACCUUUAAGAACUAGGCGGAGUUCACAAGCGGUCAUAGAUGUUCUCUUUACUUAUUCCAGACUUUCGUUAUUGA
Molecule: messenger RNA, 835 nt
Organism: Quercus lobata
Lineage: Eukaryota; Viridiplantae; Streptophyta; Magnoliopsida; Fagales; Fagaceae
Exons: 1
Coding region: 14-769 (251 amino acids)
Source: RefSeq, a predicted model, not a curated record